Messenger RNA from Ipomoea nil (Japanese morning glory), 1602 nucleotides. RefSeq names its product disease resistance protein RPP13-like. Bases 1 to 1602 code for a protein of 533 amino acids. The record is from RefSeq and is a predicted model, not a curated record. NCBI's taxonomy places the organism in Eukaryota, Viridiplantae, Streptophyta, Magnoliopsida, Solanales, Convolvulaceae. Gene Ontology annotation, biological process: defense response to other organism. The transcript has 3 exons. Gene Ontology annotation, molecular function: ADP binding.
AUGGCUUGUGUAGCUGUAACUUCUCUUGUAAGGACAUUAGAGCUUGAGUUCAUGCAACCUCAACUACGUCCAAUUGUACAAGACAAAGGACUCAUCUCUGGAAACGAAGAGCUCAUCAGAUCACUCCGCCAAAAGCUUAUCAAUUUGAUGGAACAGUUGGAUGAUAAUGUGCAAAGAAUCCAUGGAGUUGAAGCAAUUAAACGCUUGGAAACAAAGCUUAGAGAUGUAGCUUUCAGAGUAGAAGAUGAAAUAGAAUUUCACAUAGCAGAUCUUUAUGUGGAAAACACUCCUCUUGACCGGAGAAAUCUUCAUCGAGCCAAAGGAAAACGACACAUUAAUCCCAUCGAAGAAAAGUUGGUGGAAGUGAAGAGCAAGUACAAGGAUGUCACAGAUCUGCAAGGGACAAACACUAGUACUACACUUGAUUCCUUCCAACAUGCUUCCCACUAUGAAGGCAUAAUGGUUGGGAAAAAUGAUGAGUUAAAAAGUAUUAAGGAUAUGCUUACCCUACAUCCAUCUAAGCAACGAGAAGUUGUCACAAUUAAAGGUAUGGGAGGAAUCGGUAAGACAACUUUAGCACGGAAAAGUUAUGAAGAUUCAUCAAUUAGUUCCCACUUUGACAAGAGAGCAUGGGUUGUUGUGUUACAAUUUUAUGAUAAGAGACAAAUGCUCAUAUGUCUUCAUAAUUCAAUUUUGGAACAAAGCAAUGCGGAAAGCUUAAUUAAUGAGGAACUAGAAGAGCAAAUCUACAGAUGUUUGAAGCGUCAAAAGUACUUGGUUGUGAUGGAUGAUGUAUGGAGCAGAGAGUCGUGGGAUGCUAUAAAAGCUUGCUUUCCCGAUGAUGGGAAUGAUCAUAGCGAGAGUUGGACUCUGUUUCAUGAAAAGGCAUUGUCGGGGGGUGUAUCGUCUCAGGGUGUUGAAUUCGAGAUGAUUGGAAGACCCAUUGUUGAAAAAUGUAAAGGAUUGCCUCUGGCGAUUGUUGUGGUUGCGGGGCUAUUUUCCAAACUGAACACACUAGAUGAUUGGAAAAGUGUUGCAAAUGCUCUUGAUGGUUCAUCAACUACAACAACUAUUGUAGAAGCAUGCUCGAAAAUACUGUCCUUGAGUUACAACCAUUUGCCUCACAACUUUAAGGCUUGCUUUUUAUAUUUGGAAAUUUUUUCAGAAGAUGAAGAGAUUUAUGCUAAAAGACUCGCAAGGCUAUGGGGUGCUGAAGGACUUAUAAAGGCAUCUAAGGAUGAGAGUUUGGAAAUGGUGGCUCAAAGGCACAUAAAAGAACUUAUAGAUAGAAAUCUAAUUCUACUAAGCGAGCCGAGCUCCAAUGGGACAAGAAUUAAGACAUUUAGGAUGCACGAUGUGUUGCAUGCCUUCUGUGUGAGAGAAGCUCAAAACGAAAGCCUUCUACAUGUUGUCAAUGGAAAGGGAACCGAAUUUGCUCAGAAAAGUUUCCGUUGGCUAAGUAUCCAAUCAUCAAAGUUUGACAUCUCUAGAUUAUAUUCAUACCCAAAAACCUGCCGCUCCGUCUUUGAUAUUUGCAAGUAUCAACCAUCAAGUUUGGUUUUGCAAAAUUUCAAGACAUUUGAGAGUUUUGUACACAACUGA